AUGAAUAGAACCACAGCUGUCUGUUGGAUGGUCAUUCUGUUGGUAGCCAUCUUCUGCGAAAAUGCCACUUGCAAGGGAGGGAGAGGAGGAGCUCGAGGUUCAGCUCGGGGUUCAGCCCGUGGCCGCUUCCAUGCACCCCGGGUCCGGGUCAGAUACCCCAGUCGCUAUGGGUCCUACAGCUCCAAAACACGAGGGGCAGUAGCUGGAGCUGCGGCUGGGGCAGUAGCUGGACUUGCAGUUGGAUACGCGGCUGGAAGACUGCGGGGGUCAAGGCUGAUCUGGGAUGAGGAUACGCAGGGCUAUGUGAACAUGAGCUGCAUCCCAGUGAAAAACUGCACAUUCGAUGGAGGAGUUUACAGCUAUCGAGUCUGGACCUCUUCUGCCACAUCAUUCUGGCCUUCCUACAGCUUGUCAUCCAUUUGUUCCGUGCUUACCUUCAAAUAUUUCCAACUUUAA
Messenger RNA from Stegostoma tigrinum, 456 nucleotides. It is a transcript of the gene sprn, whose product is annotated as shadow of prion protein. The transcript has a single exon. Gene Ontology annotation, biological process: protein import into nucleus. Lineage: Eukaryota; Metazoa; Chordata; Chondrichthyes; Orectolobiformes; Stegostomatidae. The record is from RefSeq and is a predicted model, not a curated record. Gene Ontology annotation, molecular function: nucleic acid binding. The coding region runs from base 1 to 456 and encodes 151 amino acids. Gene Ontology annotation, cellular component: membrane; nucleus.